Molecule: messenger RNA, 1518 nt
Organism: Colletotrichum higginsianum IMI 349063
Lineage: Eukaryota; Fungi; Ascomycota; Sordariomycetes; Glomerellales; Glomerellaceae
Product: FAD binding domain-containing protein
Exons: 5
Coding region: 1-1518 (505 amino acids)
Biological process (GO): secondary metabolite biosynthetic process
Molecular function (GO): monooxygenase activity; FAD binding
Source: RefSeq, a predicted model, not a curated record
AUGGCUGCUGCCACACAAUCACGCGACCCUGCUUCGCAGGACCUGUUCAUCAAGUUUUGCAAGUCUGAGAGCGGACCUGGAGGAAAAGAGAAGCAAGCUAGGGCGCAGCUGAAGGGGGGCCAUCCAAAGCUGUCCUCGACAUCUUAUCCGUCCAACAGUCUCAAGUUCCUCCAGGCGUUGGGCCCCGAUGAGAAUGGGGCAUUUCCGAGCAGCACUUCGGAAGCAAACAUUGCCCUUGAUAUCCUGAUUGUUGGGGGUGGUCUGGGCGGGCUCGCAACCGCCGUUGCGCUGUCAAAGAGCGGACACAAAGUCACCGUCCUGGAACAGGCCACCCAGUUGUCUGAGGUCGGGGCCGGUAUUCAAAUCCCCCCCAACUCCAGCAAGCUGCUUCAACGAUGGGGUGUCAUGGACAUCAUGUCAGAGCAGGCCGUGCGGCCGGACGGCAUCUCCUUUCGUCGCUGGGAAAACGGCGAGCGAAUCGGGUUCACCGAUCUCUCAGAGACAUUUGUCGAGCUCUGCGGCGCCCCUUACUACGUCGCCCAUCGUGCCCAUCUUCACUCGGCUCUUUAUGAGCGCGCAUUGGAACUGGGAGUUACCGUCCGUCUCAACAGUCGAGUGUCCAGUUACGAUCCCCAAGCACCCAGUGCUACUCUCUUCAAUGGUCAAACUUUCAAAGCGGACCUUGUCGUCGCUGCUGAUGGGGUUAAAUCCAUAGCAAGAAACCUACUUCCUUCAAAGCAAGUGGCCAGCCCCAACUACACGGGGUUCGCCGUAUAUCGAGCUACUGUAGAUGUUAGCAAGAUGAGAAAGAUUCCAGAGAUAGCUUGGAUCCUCGAAAAGCCAGCUCUUCAUGUCUGGAUCGGUGAAGACCGCCACGUCAUGACUUAUACCAUUGCCGCUGGUCAAUCGUUCAACAUGGUACUUUCUCACAGAGACCAAAGAGACCCUUCAACCUGGCAGCAAAAAACUCAAACCGAGAUACUUGCCGAGAUGAGAGCCGAGUUUCAGGACUGGGAUCCCCAACUCACCAAGAUUAUCGAGCUUAUCGACACCACCGUCAAGUGGCCUCUGAUGGCGGGCGUUCCUUUGGAAAACUGGGUGGCAGAUUCCGAUCGUCUCGUGAUCCUCGGCGAUGCGGCUCAUGCCAUGUUGCCUUACAUGUCACAGGGUGCAGCCAUGGCGGUCGAAGAUGGCGCUGCGCUCGCGGUGGCUAUCAACAACAUCUCAAGUCGUGAGCAGCUCGGCCUUGCCCUUGGGUUGUUCCAGGACGAGCGCAAGAUACGCACUUCCAUGAUGCAGGAGGCGAGCUUGGUUAACGCCUUGCUGUGGCACUUCAAGGAUGGACCUGAGCAGCGAGCCAGAGAUGCGGCGAUGCGACCCGAGGUAGAGGGUCGCAUGUUCUCCAGCAGUCCUAAUCAGUGGUCCGAUCCGCUGACGCAGUCAUGGGCUUACGGUUACGACGCGGAGUACACGAUGUUGGAGCAAUGGCGACGUGAGAUGGGUGACCUGCGGGAUUGA